Raphanus sativus (radish) is the source of this 1844-nucleotide messenger RNA. Its product is annotated as probable E3 ubiquitin protein ligase DRIPH. The record is from RefSeq and is a predicted model, not a curated record. Gene Ontology annotation, molecular function: ubiquitin-protein transferase activity. The coding region runs from base 144 to 1682 and encodes 512 amino acids. NCBI's taxonomy places the organism in Eukaryota, Viridiplantae, Streptophyta, Magnoliopsida, Brassicales, Brassicaceae. The transcript has 10 exons.
AGAGAUAUCGCUUCCCAGGAGCAGAGCGAGAGCCAGAGGAGAAGGAAAAGUUUCAAACUUUCGCAUCUCUGUUUCGAUUGCUUCCUCAAAGCUUUAAACUUUAUCGUCUGGCCGUUUGGUUUCUUCUGUCGUAAUUCAGGAAGAUGACUGUUUUGAAGGCGAAGAGGCAGGAUAUGAAGGCAUGCUUCACUUGUCCUAUCUGUAACAAUCUCUAUGACCGUGCCACCACCAUCUCCGAGUGCCUCCACACAUUUUGCAGGAGAUGCAUAGAGGACAAGUUGGUAGUGGAGAAUCUGAAAGCUUGUCCUGUCUGCAAUGUUGAUCUCGGUGUUGCUCCUCUUGAUAAACUCCGGGGGGAUAACACAUGGGAUGAAUUGAGGAUAAAGGUCUUCAAACAAAAGCCAAAAAGGGUAAAGGCGGCAGCAGCAGCAGCAGAAGCGGCUGAAACUGCAGCUUCAGCAUCUUUGACAUACUCCAGAAAGAAGAAGACGUCUUUACCUUCUUCACUGGCCGCCGUCGCUUCACCUAGAGUAUCAACCUCACCUGAGUCUGCAACUCCCGAUGCUCCGUUGGAAAGUGAGAAGCUUGAGGAGGAAAUGGAAGCUGUUUCUCUGAACCAGAGCUUGUCUGCACAAGUUUCGAAUUUCAGGAGGCGUGUAAGGAAGAACCUGGCGCCUAAAAGGAAUGAGAACCCAUUGGAACCGCAACAGGAUCAUGUGGAAAGCUUAAAUGGUCUCGAAAUUGUUCUCAACAUUGAACAAGACAAUAGUUUGGCUGGAGCAUCGACCUCUAAUGGAUGCAUACAAAAGGUUGCAGUUUCAUCUGUUGAUCCUGGCAAGUCCUUGAGUAAUGAUGAUAAGGAAGUUGUGCCGCAGAAGAGUAACGGUUCCACAGUGAUUGUUGAGACUGUGAUAACUUCAAAUGGCAAAUCAAAUCAAAACCAUGGCUCUAGUUCUGGUGGUGAAACAGGGGAAGUCCCUAGUGAAGCAAAUGGAAAACAUGUUCUUGCAAAGGAAGUCUCUGGUGAGAAACCGAAGAACAAUGGUGUAGAGAAGCAAAGGAAGAUCUCUGGUAAGAAGGGAAAAGGAAAAGCUUCUUCUCCUCGGGUUCUGAGACCUAGAAAGCAGGAGGGGAAUAUGAUUUCAGAAGCUGACAGGGAAGCUUUUUGUUCACUACUAGCUGCAGCGAAUCGGUACACAGAGAGGCCACUACUGCCACAAAUCUCCAAUCCCUACAUACGGACAGAUGGAAACUUACCUGUCUCAUAUGGAAAUAAGAAGAGUUCAGAUGGUGCAUCAGAAGCUGCCAUUACUAAAGAAGCAGAAAACAAAGCUGAAGGAAGUAACAAGAAAGUUUGGCUUUCACUAAUAGCUGCAGCGAAUCAGAACACAAAUAGGACAAUACUGCCACAAAUCUCCAAUCCCUACAUACGAACAGAUGGAAACUUACCUGUCUCAUAUGUCAAGAAGUAUCUAGCGUGUAAGCUUGGUCUCCAAAGAGAAGACGAAGUGGAGAUAUGGCUAAGGCAAGAGCCUGUGUCUUCGACGCAGAAGCUGCAUAACUUGGUGGAUUGGUGGGUACAGUCUACUCCAGUUGCUGAGCGAAAAAGCGCCAUGGUUGGGAGCUCCGGUGCUGAAUUCGUCAUGGUUCUACACUACAGUGGCUCUCGCCUCUUUGAAUAGCUCUUCUAACAACCAUCAUCAAAUCCUUUUCUUCUUCUUCUUAAAAACUCUUUCUUGUGAAAGAAGAAAACAUGACUGCCUAGGGUUUUUGCAACUUUCUUUGUUUAUUCAUUUGUUGAGAAUAAAUAUGAGAAUUUUUCUUUGAGCAAAUAAGACCUAUUG